AUGGCGACCGCGGCGAUGGUGAAAGCUGGGGUUUUGAAAUGCAUUGUCAUGAUGAUUUGUGAUCCUUGUGGGUUACAAGUUCUGGGGAUAUCUGAUUUUGAGAAACCUAAUCGAUGGAGGAAAGAAGCGGAUCGAGAGAUGGCUAUUUAUGCUGGGCAGCUGGAGCCACUAGUGAGCGUCAACUUUGUUCUUAUGAUAGCUGCACUACCAGAGCUGAACUUGGGAUAUAACUUCGUGGUGACUGCUCGGCGAAAUGCUCCAAUCACCAUAAAGGAACUCGACCAUCAGCCACGUGGGUCCUCAGUGCAAAUCCUAGUGCUGAGACAUAUCACACUAGCCACAGUACACCUGGGCGGUAAAUCACACUCUUCGGGGGACUUGCAAUUUCCUCGCUCCCGCCUGGCAUGGCACGACUUGUCGCGGUCGCCCUCGAUGGCCAACUUUCUCGGAAACAGCUGUCAUCAUGGAUGUAUGGCACCGUGGUCGAUCAAGCUUUCGAUCAAGCUUUCGCGUGGCCGAUUAAGCUCUUUACCAAGCUCUCGCAGAUCCUCGUCAAAGCUUAGUGAGAAUACCCCCGAGCUCGUCCUAUUCGGCUUGCUGAUUGCUGAGCUAAGGAGAAUCAGCAUAUGCCCAUUGUAUCGGCACAACGCUUGUACCAUGCAUGGUAACAUCGAAAGUCAAAAUAUUUCGAGCCUUCGAUCGGUAAGCAAGGCUGAUGAUUAUCGUGUGACUUCGGAGAUGGUCAAUCUAGUCAAAGGGCGUCGAUACAAACUGCUCCUAACGAUCAGCAAUGAUAGGACCGUGAAACAAAGAGUGCAUGGUGCUUGUGACCUUGACAGGGACAGCCGACGCAGGAAGGACAGUGGAGAAAAGCUUGAGCUGAGUGAUGAGCGAGUGCUUCUCUGA
This is a messenger RNA of Paraphaeosphaeria sporulosa, 906 nucleotides long. RefSeq lists its product as uncharacterized. The transcript is spliced from 6 exons. Bases 1 to 906 code for a protein of 301 amino acids. NCBI's taxonomy places the organism in Eukaryota, Fungi, Ascomycota, Dothideomycetes, Pleosporales, Didymosphaeriaceae. The record is from RefSeq and is a predicted model, not a curated record.